Messenger RNA from Strigops habroptila (Kakapo), 2755 nucleotides. RefSeq names its product UTP14A small subunit processome component (gene UTP14A). The record is from RefSeq and is a predicted model, not a curated record. Gene Ontology annotation, biological process: rRNA processing. Gene Ontology annotation, cellular component: small-subunit processome; nucleolus. The coding region runs from base 1 to 2553 and encodes 850 amino acids. NCBI's taxonomy places the organism in Eukaryota, Metazoa, Chordata, Aves, Psittaciformes, Psittacidae. The transcript has 15 exons.
AUGGGGACGGGACCGGCCCGUCCCGGUGCUGAGCCCGGCACCGGCCCGCACCGGGAGAACCGCGGAGCCUGCCCCGGCCCCGCUGCCACGGCAACCGUGACGUCGCGCGGGGAGCAGUACGACGCGGCGCGGCGCUUUGUGGCUCGCUCGGCGUGCGGCGCGAUGGCGGAGGAGUGGCUGGGAACGGAGGUGGCGGCGGGGAGCGAGAGUGGGGACGGGGAGGAGGAGGAGGAGGAGGAGGAGGAGGAUGAGCCUGGCCCGGGGCCUGUAACCGCGCCUGCCUUGCGGCAGGGGCAGGAGGAGGGCGAGCGGCGGCACCGGCGGCUCCUGGAGGCGAUCAGCUCCCUGUCCGGGCGGAAGCGGCGGAGGCUGGCGGAGCGCACGGAGGCGAGCGCCCAGGUGUCCGAGUUCAACGUCAGCACCAAAGGGGCCGGGGAGAAGCUGGUUCUGUCGGAGCUGCUGCAGCCCAUCCGCCCCAAAUCCGCCCUGAGCGGCGUGAAGAAAGAGCUGACCCGAGUGAAGCAGAAGGCGGCAGUGGAGCUGCCGCUCAGCAAGGAGGAGGCCAAGCGGGUCGUGAGGGAAGCCGCCUACGUGACGACCUCCAAAGACGUGGGCAAAUGGCAGCAGGUCGUGCUGCAGAACCGGCGCGCCGAGCAGCUGGUGUUCCCGCUCAAGCAGGACAUUGCCACGGUUGUGCCCCUGGAGCAGGCGGUGUCAGCCUGGAAGGCCCGAACUCCCCUGGAGCAGGAGAUCUUUGGGCUGCUCCACAAGACGAAGCAGCCCAUCACAGACCCGCUCCUGAUGCCGGAGGAGGCGGCCUCGCUGCAGGCGAUGAGCUUGGAGGAGGCCCGGCAGCGGCGCGCAGAGCUGCAGAAGGCUCGGGUCGUGCAGUCCUACUACGAAGCCAAGGCUCGGCGAGAGAAGAAGAUCAAGAGCAAGAAGUACCAUCGCAUGCUGAAGAAAAGCAGGAGGCGCAAGGCCUUAAAGGAGUUUGAGCUGCUGCAGAAGUCAGACCCUGAGGCCGCCUUGGCCAGGCUGGAGGAGCUGGAGCAGCUCAGGAUGCAGGAGCGGAUGAGCCUUAAGCACCAGAAUAAGGGAAAGUGGGCCUGCUCCAGGGCCAUUAUAGCCAAGUACGACCUGGAGGCCCGCAAGGCCAUGCAGGAGCAGCUGGCCAAGAACAAGGAGCUGAUGCAGAAGGUGCGUGUGGAGCUGCCUGAGGAGAAGCCAGACGAUGUGCCCGAGGAGGACCUCAUGUCAGUGACCAUCCCCACCAUCCCCAUGGGCACCAGCAGAGCAAAUCCCUGGCUGUUGGGCAAACCCAGCAGCCCAGCCAAGGAGCCAGAGGCACAGGAGGGCCAGGGAGACGUGUUGGAGCCUGGUGCUGCAGAGAGCAAGGAGGAGAUGGAGGAGGAGGAGGAAGAGGAGAUGUCAGAGGAGGAAGCUCUGCUGCAAGACUUUGCGCAGAAGCGGCACGUGCGGCAGCAGCGGGCAGGGAGCCCUGAGGGACCAGGUGCUGAUGCGACAGAGGCAGUUUCUGAACCUCUGGGGGACAUCCCUGUCCCCCCCGUCUGCGCCGAGGCAGAGGCGAGCACAGGGAUCGAGCCGAGUGCAGGGAUCGAGCCGCCUGCCGGUGCCCAGGAGGGGGUUCUGCUCUGGCAGCAGCUGGGCCGGGCGCGGACAAUGGAGGAUGUUGAGGCUCUGGCCUCGGAGGAGCAUGUGGAGGAGCCGGUGGCCACAGGAGCAGAGACAGGAGCGCGGCAGCCGGUGGCCACAGGAGCAGAGACAGGAGCGCGGCAGCCGGUGGCCACAGGAGCAGAGGCAGGAGCGCAGCAGCCAGUGGCCGCAGAAGCAGAGACGGGAGCGCGGCGGCAGCAGGAGGAAGGCAGAGCUGGGGCCAGGCCUGCCAAGAAGGCAGCAGCCCAGAAGAAGCAGCUGAUCAGCCUGCAGGCCGUGCUGGAGGGGCGGGCGCAGGAGGCUCAGUGCCCCAGCCUGCCCGUGCUGCUGGAGGAGGAGGAGGGAGGCAUCGACCAGCGCGGGGUGAUCACGGAGGCCUUUGCCGGGGAUGACGUGGUCGCCGACUUCCGCCGGGAGAAGCACAAGGCGGAGCAGGAUGCGAAGCCGCAGCCGGUGAACCUGGUGCUGCCGGGCUGGGGCGAGUGGGGGGGCUCAGGCCUGAAGCCCAGCACCAGGAAGAUAAAGCGGUUCCUGCUCAAGCCGUCGCCGGCGCCUCCGAGGAAGGAUCAGCACCUGCCCCACGUCAUCAUGAGUGAAAAGCGCAACAUCUACGCAGCAGCACAUCAGGUCAGCGAGCUGCCCUUCCCCUUUGAGAGGCACCAGCAGUUUGAGCAGAGCAUCCGGGCGCCCGUGGGCGCCACGUGGAACACGCAGCGCGCCUUCCAGAAGCUGACAGCGCCCCGUGUCAUCACCCGCAGCGGCCACAUCAUCCAGCCCAUCUCUGCCGAGGACAUUCCCACUGCGGCCAGGCCCGCGCUGGAGCCGGUGCCUGGGCAGGGGGCGCAGCGGGGCUGGCGCCGCGGCAGGAUGGGGCUGUAGCUGCGUGCGGGCCCGUGCCUGGGCUGUGCCCCCCUGCACGGCCUCUGCCCGCGGGGGGGGCCUGGAGCUGCUGCCCGGGGCUGGGAGCAGGCGCAGAGGUGAGCUCAGUGCUGGGGCUCACUUUGCCCGGGGGCUCCUGUCUUUCAUACCCCCAUUUUUUAUAUAUAUAAAUAUGACAUAUAUAUAACACGGUAUUUCUUGA